This is a messenger RNA of Aspergillus homomorphus CBS 101889, 717 nucleotides long. RefSeq lists its product as uncharacterized. Gene Ontology annotation, molecular function: oxidoreductase activity, acting on the CH-CH group of donors. The record is from RefSeq and is a predicted model, not a curated record. The transcript is spliced from 4 exons. Bases 1 to 717 code for a protein of 238 amino acids. NCBI's taxonomy places the organism in Eukaryota, Fungi, Ascomycota, Eurotiomycetes, Eurotiales, Aspergillaceae. Gene Ontology annotation, biological process: lipid metabolic process.
AUGUCGAAGCCACCUAAGCCCCUUCAUGACAAUGUCUUGCGCACCAAGUCUCGCUCUCCGCUGGGGAGGGCUGUCUUCGUCGGCCUCCGCGCCGCCGACUUAAUUGCGGCACUUGGGGGCUCUGCUGUCGUCUCAGACAACAUCUGGAACACCUCCAACGGCAGUUUCUAUACCUACUACAGCCUCGUCGGCUUGCUUCUACCUCUGGGAAGCAGCAUCAAGCAGAUCGCCGCCAUGCUAUUUGUCUCCGACCAAGAGACCCCCGUGGGUUCCGCUGCACUGAUCGCAUUCUUCAACACGGUCUUUAACAGCAUCAACACCGUUCUCAGUACGAACCUAUUGGACUUCGCCCUGGCGAACCCGGCCGUGGCCCUUGGAGUCAGCGCCUAUCUGGUCGGACUCACGACAGAAGCGAUCUCCGAGUUCCAGCGCCGUGCGUUUAAGAAGGACCUGGCAAACAAGGGCAAGCCGUUCGGCGGCGGGCUGUUCUCGCUGGCGACGAAUAUCAAUUACGGUGGGUAUACUAUCUGGCGGGCUGCGUAUGCAAUGGUGGCUGGCGGGUGGCCGUGGGCGGCGGCUACCUUUAGUUUCUUCUUCUAUGACUUCGCGGUCAGGGGUGUUCCGGUUCUGGAUCAGUAUCUUGCUGGUCGGUACGGGAAGGAAUAUGAGGAUAUCCGGACACGAGUGAAAUAUCGGUUGAUUCCUUGGGUGUAUUAA